CAGUGAGCUAACGACAAAGACAACAUUGGAUUACUUAUCUCACAUUAUUGCUACCCUCUUAUUGUUACAGGAGCUGUCUGCUAAGUGUCAACAAAGAGACUCAAAGAGCAGCAAUGGAGGCUGCAUUAAGCACUGCACUUGCUCUUUCACCUAACCAACUAUUCAGUGCAGUAAAUCCUGGAGAUAAAAAUUUUGCUUUGAAAUAUUGCAAAGAUCGUAGUGUUGUAAUGACAAUGGCAGCCACUGGAAUAUUAGGAAAAGGUGGAGGCUUGAUUGAGAGGCCAACCAUAGAGACAACAACACCUGGAAGGGAAUCCGAAUUUGACGUAAGGAAAUCGCGGAAAACAUCUCCACCAUUCCGAGUUUUGCUGCAUAAUGACAACUUCAACAAGAGAGAAUAUGUUGUGCAAGUGCUGAUGAAGGUGAUACCUGGAAUGACAAUUGAUAAUGCAGUUAACAUCAUGCAGGAAGCACAUCAUAAUGGAUUAGCAGUGGUGAUCACAUGUGCUCAAGUGGAUGCUGAAGACCACUGCAUGCAGUUGAGAGGAAACGGCCUUUUAAGCUCAAUUGAGCCAGCUGACGGUGGUGGUUGCUGAUAGAAAAACAGAUCAUUUCCAUAGCCUAGUACUUUCUUACAUAUUACUCAGUUCCAUAAUGUUCUUCUUUCCAAUUCCAACCAUUAAACAUGUCUGUAUAGAAAAAUAAUGACUAGUGUCUUUAUAUAAGCAAUAGCCAGAACAUAACAUAAAAUUUGGAUGAA
Vigna umbellata (rice bean) is the source of this 760-nucleotide messenger RNA. Its product is annotated as ATP-dependent Clp protease adapter protein CLPS1, chloroplastic. The record is from RefSeq and is a predicted model, not a curated record. Gene Ontology annotation, biological process: protein catabolic process; proteolysis. NCBI's taxonomy places the organism in Eukaryota, Viridiplantae, Streptophyta, Magnoliopsida, Fabales, Fabaceae.